Zingiber officinale is the source of this 1056-nucleotide messenger RNA. RefSeq names its product zinc finger MYM-type protein 1-like. Lineage: Eukaryota; Viridiplantae; Streptophyta; Magnoliopsida; Zingiberales; Zingiberaceae. The record is from RefSeq and is a predicted model, not a curated record. The transcript has a single exon. Bases 1 to 1056 code for a protein of 351 amino acids.
AUGAAUGCACUUGGAAAUAAUCAAAUGAUUGCCCCAAAAAUUCAAAAGCAACUGGUGAAUUCUUGUGCAGUUGAGACCUCAAAUGCUAUUCUAGUUGAUCUUGGAGAUAGGUGGUUCACUUUACUACUUGAUGAGGCUCGUGAUUGUUCAGUGAAAGAGAAAAUGGCGGUUGUUAUUAGAUAUGUGAACAAACAUGGAGAGCUGAUUGAACGAUUUAUGGUUGUAUUUCAUGCUGAAACAACUACAGCUUCUUGUUUGAAGGAGGUGAUCGACUCUUUAUUUGCUAAGUAUGGUUUGUCAGUAGCGAGAUUGAGGGGUCAAGGAUUUGAUGGUGCUUCAAAUAUGUCUGGAGAAUUUAAUGGCUUAAAGGCACUGAUAAUGAAAGAAAAUCCAUAUGCAUUAUAUGUUCAUUGUUUUGCUCAUCAACUCCAGCUAGUGAUUGUAGCUGUUGCUCAAGAAAAUCAAUAUGUUUGUGAUUUCAUGUGGAUUGUUGGUUCGGUUGUGAACACAUCUGCAUCAUCUUGCAAAAGGGCCGACAAACUUCGACAACUUGAACAUGACAAAAAAGUUAAACUUCUUGAAAGAGGAGAGAUUAGUUCAGGUAUAGGGCUAAACCAAGAAACUAGUCUAGCUAGACCUGGAGAUACACAAUGGGAGUCACAUCUUUCAACUUUAUGUCGUAUUGAACAAAUGUGGCCAUCUGUUAUAGAGGUUGUUCAAAAUUUGAUUGAUGAUGGUGAUCAUUCUUCUAAGGGUUUAAGUAGAACUUUGGUUGAAAAAAUGGAGAGGUAUGAAUUUGUGUUUAUUCUACUAUUGAUGAAACAUAUAUUGGCAAUCACAAAUCAUUUGCCAACUGUUCUACAAGAGAAAGAUCAAAAUAUUGCGAAUGCGAUGCGUUUGAUCAAUAAUGUAAAAGGCAAAUUGCAAAAGUUGAGAGAUUCUAGAUGGGAUGUUUUACUUGAGGAUGUGAAGAAGUUUUGUAACACUCAUUCCAUUGAAAUAAUGAAGGCAUUUCAGAUUUGGGGGAUCUUGCAAAGAAAAUUAUUGAAACAAUGA